UCGUCGAGAGGAGCCAGGUCUUCCUCCACCUAUCUGUGACGAUAAAGACGCUGAUGGGCUGUUGAAAAGUAACACUUCUCCGCAGAGCCAAAGGUUGAGCCCCGGGGAGGGCAGGGAGUCCCUCUCGCACACGAAAUAUGUCUUUUUAUGCGUUCUCAAGCUUGUCCCGCUGCCCGGUACAAGUGGCGAAAUGAGGCGAGGAUUAUAACGUUUCAUCGUCGGCGGCAAGCUCCGGCGGUGGGCCGGUCGCUUGUAUUAACGAGUUCCGACCCGGCCAUUUCCCCCUCGGGAGGGGAGGGCAGACAGGGGAUGUCUGAGGAGGAGGUCCGCCAGACACGCAGCCAGAAGAGGGCGCUGGAAAAAGAUGCUGCACCCCAGGCUCCAGAAUCUUCCACUGCUAACAACGAGAGCAAAAAGCAGAGGCUGGACCCGUCUGAACCAACUGCUCAGGCGCUAAUUGCAUCUGACCCCGGACUGGAACAGGAUAGCCAGAGUCCGAUCGAGACUGGAUCAAAUGAGGGGCCAGGCCAGAUCCUGGCACUAGCAAUAAAGGACGAAGUCCCCCAUGAACCGAACUCGGACAAUCGGACUGGAUACAAUGACAAAGCUAGCAGGGCACUUAAGGUGGAGUCAGACAUGGACACCAAGAACCACUUCCAGGUGACGGAGCCAAAGGCCUCUGGUGGCCUGUUGGCUGCGGGCGAGGUGAAGGCCACCAUCAAAGUCGAAGUUCAGACUAAAGAGCAGCCUGUGGACAUGAGCACCUCCAAAAGUAUUAAAACGGAAAAGCGGCCUCCAUCUCCUGAGGGGGACGACGACGACGAUGAUGAUGAUGAUGAUGAUGAUGAUGAUGUCAUCAUCCUGUCAGAUAAUGACUCCCCGAGUCCUCCUAUGAAUGGUCUGAGCCACUUGAAGGAGCUGAACACGGACCUCCUCAUGAAGAGCAGCCCGGCCGAGCGGGAGCGCAUCAUCAAGCAGCUGAAAGAAGAGCUGAGGAUGGAGGAGGCAAAGCUGGUGCUGCUGAAGAAACUCCGACAGAGCCAGUUACAGAGAGACACUCUUCAGAAGUCUUCGGGGGUGUCCACUUCCUCUGCUCCUCCUCCUUUAAUACGCGGGAGUAUCACAAGCGGUAGAGGCUCACAGCAGCUUGCGACUGGCAGGGGUUCAGGCACGGUCAUCCCCCCGCCUUUGGUGCGUGGAGGGCAGCAGGUGUCGUCCAAACACGGCUCCCAAAUCAUCAUGCCGCCUCUGGUCAGAGGCGCACAGCCCAUCUCUGUGUCUCCACAGCAGAUCCAGGCUCUCCGCCAGCAGCAGCAGCAGCAGCAGCAGCAGCAGCAGCAGCAGCAGCUGGCGUCCACUGGAAGUGGAGGCUCUGGGCCGCCUCCCUUACUUUUGGGGACCAGGACCUUGGCCCAAGCCGGCCAAGGCCAGAGAAGCAUGGUGCAGGCGGGCCUUAUCAGGAUAGGAACUAGUGCAAACUCACUGGCCUCGACCACUUUGAAGGUUUCCUCCUCGGGGAGCGGCGGCGUGACUCUGGUCGGCGCCAACGACAGCCCGGCCAGUCGCCAAGCCGCGGCCAAACUGGCUCUGCGGAAGCAACUAGAGAAGACCCUCUUGGAGAUCCCGCCCCCCAAGCCCCCUGCUCCGGAGUUCAACUUCCUGCCCUCGGCGGCCAAUAACGAGUUCAUCUACUUGGUGGGACUGGAGGAAGUGGUCCACAACCUGCUGGAUAGCAUUCACAGAGGAAAGACGGGCGCACCGCCCACCAAGCCCAGCAUCAGAGACCCCUUCAAGUGCACCCAGUGCCACACCGACUUCACAUGCAGGUGGCGGCAGGACAAAGCCAAAGGAGGCGUCGUCCUCUGCGCGGACUGCAUGUCGUCCAAUCAGAAGAAAUCCCUGAAAGCCGAGCACACCAAGAGGCUCAAAGCGGCGUUCGUCAAAGCGCUGCAGCAAGAGCAGGAAAUCGAACAGCGCAUUAUUCAGCAGACGUCCUCUUCCAUCUCGCACGGCGGCUCGUCGUCGCUGAAGGCGGAGCAGCUGGUGGCUCAGCAGCUGAAGCAGGCUCAGGCCCGAGCGUCGUCCAUGCACCGAGGAACCAACGUCAUCCACCACCACUCCAUCAAGAGCACCCAGGGCCAGCUGUCCCACAGCAACGUUGUCCGCAGCGUCGCCCACUCCUUCUCCUCCUCCUCCCAGCUGCAAAGCGCCGUGGCGGCCGCCGCUUUGGUCAGCCGGCCAGGUAAGCACGUGACCCAGCGCUCUGUCCAGAUUUCAAAGGUGAGCAGCAGUGGAGUCGGCGGCAGCAGGAAUGUGAGCGGAGGAGUUAGUGCCUCAUCCACUGCAUGGAAGAAGCAGAGCAACAGCAACAAAGGCGUGACCAUGGCCUACGUGAAUCCCAGUCUGAGCGGACACAAGACCUCGGCCAGCGUGGACGCACGCCAAAGGGAGUACCUGCUGGACAUGAUCCCCUCACGCUCGUCCAUCUCGCAGACUGCAAACACAUGGAAAUAAACAAAUAUCAACACAAAAGAGAACAUGCCAUUGAUCCCGGUAUUUGUACAAUAACAUGGUCAACAGCGCACCCUGGAGGAACAUUCGGCAAUUACAGUCUGAAAGUGAAGAAAUCUCCCUUUUUUUUUCUUUUUUUGGUAUGAGUUCUUCUUUUCUGUUAGUUUUAAGUUUUGCUGUCCUGUUUUUAUACGAUUGGGGCAAACAACAACAAAACUGGUAAAUGUGUCUGGAAUUUAAAAAAAAUUGACUAUGGUUAUUGUUUUUCACGGCAAAGUUGUUUUAAGGCUAAUCACAAAGGACAGGAGUUGUAAAAUGUUUCAUUACAUUCAAGGUGGAAUUUAUUUUGUAUUGACAAUAAGUUAUUUUUUUGUCUUUUUCUUAUUGGACUGAUGUUUGUAUCUGUGGUUGUUUCCACAGAUGCAGAGGGGUUAUUUUAGCUUUGUUUUCUUCUUUCUGUUUAGCAGCAUGCCUAACUUUUAAAUCCAUGUUCAUGUUUGGCACCUUCGUUAAAGAAGCGUGGUGCUAUCAUCUGUAAUUACCAUUACUUUAUUUUGCUGUCAACAUUUUCAUUUGUUUUAUCUUUUGAGAGUAAACACAAUCUCUGAAGGACUUUCCUUUUCCAUCUUGAAAAGAGAAAUAGGAAUAUCUCUACCUUUAGAACAUGGGAAGCACAAGAUCAUUAUUUCGAUUUGUUUUGUUUUUAAGUCUAACCGAAUUGCAUAGUUUCCCUAAACUGCAUUGUGCAAAUUAAUGUUAAAAAUUAUUGGUUUACUUUUUUCCUAGCUCCUUAAUAAAUA
Nerophis lumbriciformis (worm pipefish) is the source of this 3311-nucleotide messenger RNA. RefSeq names its product transcriptional repressor p66-alpha-like. Gene Ontology annotation, molecular function: sequence-specific DNA binding. Gene Ontology annotation, cellular component: NuRD complex. The record is from RefSeq and is a predicted model, not a curated record. NCBI's taxonomy places the organism in Eukaryota, Metazoa, Chordata, Actinopteri, Syngnathiformes, Syngnathidae. Gene Ontology annotation, biological process: negative regulation of transcription by RNA polymerase II.